Molecule: messenger RNA, 1606 nt
Organism: Spirodela intermedia
Lineage: Eukaryota; Viridiplantae; Streptophyta; Magnoliopsida; Alismatales; Araceae
Source: the annotation of a GenBank genome assembly
AUGGGCGACCAUUUUGUUCUGCUGGUGGACCAUCUGCUCACCGAGUCCACCUUGGGGGCCGCCAUCGCGAGCAGGAGCCAGUCUCCGGCAGGGCACACGGCGGCGGUCUGUGUGCAGUCUGAACCUCGCCGUCCUCCCCAGAAGAUGGCUGUCGAGGAUGACCGGAAGGCCCCGGAGCUCGUCGAGUGCCGAAUCUGCCAGGACGACGACCUGGAAUCCAACAUGGAGACCCCCUGCUCCUGCCGCGGGAGCUUGAAGGUGAGAGGAGACUCGACCUUGAUCUUCCUCAUCUCAGGAAGCUUAACCUUCCUCUGUUUGAAUUCCGCGAACUGUUCUUCCCGCCUCCUAGAACUCUUAUGAGCUUCAUCGAGGAAUUAAACGAUGAAACAGUAAAAAAAAAGAAAAAGAGGAAGGGAUUACUCGGUUGCUCUAUGCUCGGUUUCAUGAUUUUCAUGGACUUUUUGACGCUUGUCUCGCAGGAUGCUGAUCUCAUAACUUUUGUGGAAUAUUGACAUUGUUACAGUACGCUCAUCGGAAAUGUGUUCAGCUGUGGUGCAAUGAGAAGGGCGACACGGUGUGUGAGAUCUGUCUGCAGGUGGAGGCUCAACUCUGUUUAUGCCCUAAUCUCUGAUCCGCGGCCCCAUAUUCUGCUUAACUGAUCCACUGCGGUGGAGCUCAUUAGAUUAUCUCCCCUCUUCUGCUCGUAUCCUCCAGAGAUUCAAGCCAGGGUACACCGCUCCUCAAUUGUUCCACUACGGUGGCUCGCCGAUGAACUUCAGGUACGAAUGACCUCCAAGAUGAUCCCCAUUUUCAUUUUCCGGCAGAGGAAGCCGGAAGAAUUUUCCAUUUCUUCUUAUCCCGUUUUGAGGAGGGAUCUUGCUCUGGAUGAAAAUUUUCUUGGAGAUCAUCCGGCAGGGGGAACUGGGAGAUCUCCAGGCGCGAUCUCCGGGAUCCUGGCUUGAUGACGAUGGUCACGACUGAGCGGGGCCUCCUCGCUGUGGCCUCCGGCGACUUCGCCGACGCGAACAGCAGAAGCGUGUUCUGCCGCUGCGUCGCCAUGAUCGUGAGUAAUUUUCUUUCUCUAGGGCGAAUUGAUUCAGCUUGAGCAGCCUCCGAUGUUCGUCAUCUGCCUGCGUCCAGUUCACGGUCCUUCUGGUGCUCCGGCACGCACUCCCUGUCAUGAUCGCUGGUGGGGACGAAGACCAUUACUCUGUCGCUGAAUCGACGGUAAGACUCUACGCUUCUCCCGCAGCGUGGUGGUUUCUUCUUGCAGCCGUGGCUGAAUCCCGCCGUCUCUCUGGUUCUCCUCGACAAACCAGUUGCUGCUAUUGAGGAUCGUCGGCGUUCUCUUUCCGAUCUUCGUGAUGGCUAGAACGCUGGCGAUGCUCUAUCGCCGGCACCGCCGUCAUCAGGUUCUCCUCUCUGUCACAUUUCAUCUGCACACUUCGAUCAAUACGCAUCUCCUCCGAUUCACGUCGAUCUUCGGCAGGGGGGCCAGGGCUUGUUCAUGCCGUCUGCUGGAGAAGGAGAGGAGGAGGAGCGGGCGACCCCGUGGAUGGAGCGAGAGUCGCGGACGAUUCAGAUGGCCGUGCCGGCGCCUCUGUGA